This is a messenger RNA of Daucus carota subsp. sativus, 933 nucleotides long. RefSeq lists its product as uncharacterized. The transcript has a single exon. Gene Ontology annotation, molecular function: RNA-DNA hybrid ribonuclease activity; nucleic acid binding. The coding region runs from base 1 to 933 and encodes 310 amino acids. NCBI's taxonomy places the organism in Eukaryota, Viridiplantae, Streptophyta, Magnoliopsida, Apiales, Apiaceae. The record is from RefSeq and is a predicted model, not a curated record.
AUGAGGAUAUUUGUGUGGCAUUUCUGUCGGAACAAUCUCCCUGUGAGAUACAAACUCCGAGAUAAGGGAGUGAUUCUCCCUAUUACAUGUCCCAUGUGCAACACGGAUGUUGAACACCUUCUACAUGUUUUCUUUGACUGCUGCUUUGCUCAAAGUUGUUGGCAACAUGUGGGGCUUAAUUACGACAUGAGUGAGGUUUAUUCUGCCCCUGAGUGGCUCUUGAACAAGCUACAGGAGUCCGCACAAGAUGAGAUUCUUAAAAUCUGUACCACUUUGCAUGGGAUCUGGUUUUGGAGAAAUAAGAAGAUCUGGGGGAACAAGACGACAACAGGAGCCAUAGCUAUGGGAAAUAGUUUUUUGCAUGUUAAAGAAUGGAAAGAUGCCAAAAUAAACAAUUCUGGAAGUGAGAAGCAGCAACACUCUGAUACAAACUACAACUUGCAAAAGUGGACUCCUCCGGAGGUUGGCAUGUACAAGGUAAAUGUGGACGCAUCAUGGUUUCCAGGAGCCGAAACGUUCUCUAUUGGAAUGGUUUUGAGAGACAGUGCAGGUUGUUUUAUAGAGGGUAGAAGCCUGACUCUACAAGACACAGAAGAUGUCCUUGAAGCUGAGAGCAUUGGUGUGAGGGAAGCCCUAUCUUGGGUGAUGAGUCGUACAGAACGGAAGGUAAUAGUGGAGACGGACUCGAAAUCAACAGCUGAUGCGAUAAAUGGCCAACUAGAGUACGUGACAAAGGUUGGGCAUUCUAUCGAUCAAUGCAUUCAUUUUCUCCGCCUAAUGCCAGACGUUAGUGUCAAACAUAUUCGAAAGCAAGCAAACAGGGUAGCUCAUGGAUUAGCUAGAUUGCCUUGUAUGAUUAACUGCUUUAAUGUUUUUACAUUUCCUCCUACUCACCUGGUGGAAAUUUGUAUGCUUGAUGUCUCUUUUGAAUGA